Messenger RNA from Aethina tumida (small hive beetle), 1215 nucleotides. Its product is annotated as caspase-1-like. The record is from RefSeq and is a predicted model, not a curated record. NCBI's taxonomy places the organism in Eukaryota, Metazoa, Arthropoda, Insecta, Coleoptera, Nitidulidae. Gene Ontology annotation, biological process: proteolysis. Bases 234 to 1214 code for a protein of 326 amino acids. Gene Ontology annotation, molecular function: cysteine-type endopeptidase activity. The transcript is spliced from 5 exons.
AAUAAUUAAACAGCUUCUAUGUACAAUAAAUUAUUGAUGUUUAUUACUGAUUUCUAUGUGGGACGAUUUAUUCAUUACAAUCUCGAGAUUUUUGCAACCUUCAAAGGUCAUUAACACGAAUAAAAUGUGUUAUUCACGUGGAUUUUCGAUAUGUUUGGUUUAUUUGUGAAUUCGUACCCAACUUGAACGGUGUGUCAAACUGGAGCUGAUGAAAUUUCUUACGUAGGUACCCGAUGGAUGUGGACGAAGUCGAUGGUGGUUGUUUCGGAAAACCACAGAAAAUCUAUCUUAAAAGUGAUGAAAAUUACUACAAAGAUGAUGAAGAAUUAAGGUACAUAGUUGGCCAAGUUGGACAGUAUAGAAAUACAACAAGAAAUUCAGUUCAAAAUAAUAAUGUGGUGGAUCAAUAUUAUAAAAUGAACAACCAAUAUCGAGGACAUGCUUUAAUUUUCAAUCAUUAUAAAUUUAAAGCUGGAAAGUUUAAAGAAAGGAAUGGUACUCACAAAGAUAAUGAGAGGAUAAAAAAGACAUUACUCAGUCUAAACUUUGAGGUUGAUGAAUUUCGGGAUUUGGAUUACAAGUAUAUUCAAGAACAUGUGAAAAGUGCUGCUUCAAAGAAUUAUGAUGACAAGGAUUGUGUAGUGGUAGUAAUACUUUCCCAUGGAGAUCCAAAUAUAGUUUAUGCAAAUGACCAGCCAUAUAAUCCAAAAAGCCUAUGGUCGAAAUUUUGUCCGCUCAAAAAUCCUACUCUUAAAGGGAAACCAGUAAUAUUUAUUAUAAAUGCUUGCCAGGGAUCCAAAUAUGAUCAUGGGAUUUAUUUCACUGAAACAAAGUCAAAUUAUACUGACUCCAAUUUUAAUGAAUCUGAAAUUGAUACAAAACCCUUGUCAAAAGAAGAUAUGUCCCAUAUGGAAAUACCUGACCAAAGUGAUCUACUGCUGAUUUAUUCAACAGCACCAGGAUAUUAUUCAUGGCGUUCUCCAGACACUGGUUCCUGGUUUAUUCAAACAUUUUGCGAGAUUUUGGACGAACUUAAGUAUAAAGAAGACCUACUAACAAUUUUGACUAUUGUUAUUUGUCGCGUUGCAUAUGAUUAUGAGAGUAGGGGACUUGUAACAGGUAAAAAACAAGUACCAUGUUUUUUUAGUAAAUUAACAAAGUUGUUGAAAUUUGAAGAAAGUGAUGAAAUUGAAAAUAAAUGCUGUGUUAACUAAA